AUGUCCCACCGCGAAGACGAUGAUCAUGACGCGGUGUCGUAUGCUGCCUACGUGAACGAGGUGAUGCAAAGAGGCAUCUUGGGUGGCCAGCUUCCCGUCGUCACCACCAACCCCAACCGGCUCGAGGAGCAGGCGCGCAAGGCGAUGCCGACCAAGGGCUUCGCCUACAUCCAAAGCGGCGCGGGAGAGUCGGCGACCAUGGACGCCAACCGUCUCGCCUUUCGCCAGUGGAGAAUCGUGCCGAGGGUGCUGAGGCCGACGAACCCGCGCGAUCUGAGGGUUCACCUCUUCGGGGAAAAGUACGGUAUGGAUUGA
Drechmeria coniospora is the source of this 315-nucleotide messenger RNA. RefSeq lists its product as uncharacterized. Gene Ontology annotation, molecular function: oxidoreductase activity. The record is from RefSeq and is a predicted model, not a curated record. Bases 1 to 315 code for a protein of 104 amino acids. NCBI's taxonomy places the organism in Eukaryota, Fungi, Ascomycota, Sordariomycetes, Hypocreales, Ophiocordycipitaceae. The transcript has a single exon.